This is a messenger RNA of Arthroderma uncinatum, 4308 nucleotides long. RefSeq lists its product as uncharacterized. Gene Ontology annotation, cellular component: RAVE complex. The record is from RefSeq and is a predicted model, not a curated record. NCBI's taxonomy places the organism in Eukaryota, Fungi, Ascomycota, Eurotiomycetes, Onygenales, Arthrodermataceae. Bases 1 to 4308 code for a protein of 1435 amino acids. Gene Ontology annotation, molecular function: protein binding. The transcript has 8 exons. Gene Ontology annotation, biological process: vacuolar acidification.
AUGGCAAAAGUAAGAUUGAGUACAGUUCUGAUAUUCCUUUUCUUGUAUCAGGCAAGCAAGUCAAUCACGCGCGAAGGAGAUGCACGUCAUAGUUUCACCACGCCCCAAACCCGCCCAUAUACGAACAACGACCGCAAACAGCCCCAGAGAGCUGCCUGUAACUGCAUCGAAGGCCACCUCCCUCACGCCCUCGCUCUUCAUGCGCAACUGCAGGGUUCUAUCAUUAUCUGCAAUGGUAUAGCGCGGCACCUGAACCAGCGUGUCCUGUCCCGCGACGUUGCGAUGCGCACCGUACUUCCAGGCAGGCCUGCGCCAAAGCUCCAAGCUGUCAGCACAGCUCUGUGGGAGGGCAUCCGUGUAGUUGUGUAUAUAUCUGGCAAUGCGGUCGUCAUACUCGGUGGCCCGCAGAAGCUUCUACAGACCAUCUAUCUUGACGAUGUCGACUGGCUCUCCGCGGUUAAUAUAGACGAGGCUUCCGGGAAGAUUGCAGUGUGUGGAGGACAGACUAUACUUGUUUACAAACCGUCGAAAAUCCGCGACAGAGUCGAGUGGAACCUCCAGUAUACCUUUCGUCGUGAUGGUGCUGAUUCCGGAAGCGAUAAUGGGGAGAUCAGGACGCUGUCAUGGGGUGGCUCUGGAGAGCUGCUGACAGGCAGCAACAGCCUCGUUCUUUGGCAUUUUGACGAUGACACUCCACAUGCCAUAUGGACAAAUAAGCUGGCUAACAGAGUUAAAAUUGCCCAAUUCUCAUACGAUGCUGGGCUCAUUGCUUCUACGGGAGACUAUGACCGGCUCGUGAAAGUAUGGAGACGGCUUUCGUUCGGCUCAGACGAGGCGCGGUUCGACGUUACCUAUCUACCGCAUCCAAGUGCUGUAACAGGUAUACACUGGCGUCGAUCGCAUCAUAUAGACCAGACGAUAGACAAUGUACUAUACACUAUAUGUGCCGAUAACAAAAUACGAGUAUGGGCACCGAUGGAUCGCCAUGCCUUAUUGGCCCUUCAGCUCUGGAAUACCAUUGAUAUGGAGGCUUCAAUUCAACCACGAUACCCUCUUAAAACAGGAAACGCUAGCAGUCGAUACGGAUUCAUUGUUGAUAGCCGGGAUUUCUCCCUUGCUACUGAACGUGCGGUGCAGCGCGGGCCAGCGACAGAAAAGGACAAGUUCGCCCUUGAACACCUCAUCGAAGCCGCUACAAAGAGCCCGGAAGUGUGUGUUAUCCUUGAUGGGAACGGCCACAUGUGUGUCUGGGGUUUGGAAAAUGCAGGCUGUAAAACUCAUUCGGAAGCGAAUAUUUUCAACAUCGCGCACAUCGAAGGGCUAGAUCUAUCCUCCGCAUUGGGCAAUAGCCCAACAGGCGAUUAUGCCCAGUUUUACCCAUUCGCCGGUGGUGUAUCUGAUGCGUCCUUUACCGUCCUCGCGCACUAUUUUGAUGGGCGGAUCGAAUGGCUAGACUCCAAAGUUGACGUUUUAUUCGAUCCUACGCCGAGGAAGCGUCGAUUGGUCUCUCAAGCCAUAUGGUCUGGACACACAGAGUCAAUAAAGAAGAUAGUUCGAACACCGAGUGGAAAAGUACUCAGUUCACGUACCAAUGACAACAAUGCUGUCAUGUGGCGACAGAGGUCAAAUAGCGCUACGGGCUCCGUACUUGUGCAACAAAGUUCACUUAACUGUGAUAUGCAUAUCCACCGAACUUGCCUGCUUGAAGAUGGAAAUUUUCUAGUUAAUCUACACCAUAAUGGCGUGUCGAUGUGGGAUAUUCGCUCCUUUGAGGCAAAGAUGAUAGCGAAAAGCGAUUUCCAUCUGAGCAGCAAGCCUCUUUGUGUCUUGCUCAUCCCCACGUCGGAACCUUGCACUUCUUACAUUGCAGCUAUAGGAGCUGAUAUGGCCGGUGUGGCUUGGGAAGUUGAGCUUCCUACCAACAGUACGGAUCGAGGCCAGUCGAAGAAAGAUACUACCCUUGUUCUACGAGAAUUUUCAACUUUCAGCCUCGGGUCAGACGAAGAUGUUGCUUACAUCCUCCCUGUUGACCCAGCAGGCUCCAAGCUCCAGGCCUCCCACUCACUAGAUUUGUUUGCAACGGAUAUUGCCCUGUCCUACUCGCAUAGCGGUACAAUCAAGACCUGGACUGCUAAAGUUGACAAAUCAAAGCGAAAAAUUGACUGGCUUCUGACGGCUUCCGUUGAGACCGGAAUCCCCAAUCCUUCUUUAGCAAGUGCCGGUUCCGUGCGAAAGGCAGCUCUUGUAGAUCAAAACCGAACACAUUUGACUAUCUGGGACACAAACAGUGCACAGCUGGAACUGGAAGAAAGCUUUGAAGAACAUGAUAUCAUUCAAGAUCUCGAUUGGACUUCCACUCCUGACACCCAGUCUAUCCUGGCUGUCGGGUUCCCACAUAAAGUCAUUCUUCUCUCGCAGUUGCGAUAUGAUUACCUUGACGCCGGACCGUCAUGGGCACAAAUUCGAGAGGUUAAUAUCGGGCGUCACACGCCUCAUCCGAUCGGCGAUUCAUGCUGGCUAGGUAACGGAAACCUUGUCAUUGGCGCCGGAAACCAACUCUUCGUACAUGAUAAAUAUAUCGAGGCGAACAAUCGAUGGGUCACCAGCCUCCGUUUACCUUAUCACGAGGAGACACAUUUCGAUUUAUUCGAUGCUGUUAGCCGACUGAAUGGACCGCUACCAGUUUUCCAUCCCCAAUUUCUGGCGCAGUGCAUCUUAAGUGGUAAAACCAGCUUGGUGCACUUGAUAUUAACCAGGCUACAUCAGAAAUUGAAAUAUGUUACUGAUGGUGAUGAUAUUGGGGCGUUUCUAGACAUCCCACUUGAUGAUAUAUAUAACGAGGUUUCCCCCAUACAACAGAUAACAUAUAAGGAAAUGAACUCAUCCUAUGCUGGUUUUACGAUGGAUGACGAACCUCAUGUGCUAGAUGAGGCAAUAGCAACUUCACUCAACGAGUAUUUGAAAAAAAUAGCUCUCCCCCAGCUGUCUUCUAAAGAACAAUUUCGCCUUGUUGAUACCGUCGAGUGCGUUGCGACUGUUGAGAAACAUCGACGCUCAAUGGACGUUAAUGCUGCAAGAUAUCUACUCUUCUUUCGCCAGUAUAUGCUUCGAAAAAGUCAAGGCUUCCGCGAAGAAUUUAUGGUUUCAUGGCGAGAAAUCGUUUGGGCCUUCCACAGCGGUAGUCACGAAAUCCUUACAGAUUUGGUUGGCAAACAAUUCCACGGCAAGAUGCUCUGGGAACAAGCUAGGGAAAGUGGUAUUUUCAUGUGGAUCACUGACACUAAUGCAUUGCGUUCGUUACUCGAAAUUAUUGCUCGAAAUGAAUACACCAAAACCGACGAGAAGAACCCUAUCGAUUGCAGCAUUUUCUAUCUUGCAUUAAAGAAAAAGAAAGUCUUGCAGGGUCUUUGGCGAAUGGCAACUUGGCACCGAGAGCAACCAAACACUUAUCGGUUCCUGUCUAAUAACUUUAAGGAGACUCGCUGGCAGACUGCGGCGCUGAAAAACGCUUUUGCGUUGCUUGGGAAGCGAAGAUUUGAGUACGCUGCCGCCUUCUUUUUGUUGGCCGACCACCUACGAGAUGCAGUAAACGUUUGCUUAAACCAGCUUCAAGACGUACAACUUGCGAUCACACUCGCUCGCGCAUAUGAAGGAGACGAUGGGCCGGUUCUAAAGGAAAUCCUGGAGGAUCGAGUUCUCACCACGGCUGCCACAGAAGGUAACCGGUGGAUGGCAACAUGGGCCUUCUGGAUGCUCAACAAACGUGACAUGGCUGUCCGUGCAUUGGUGACGCCCAUCGAAGGUCUCCUCCCGUCGACUCCUGGGUCCCCAUCGAGUCCCGGCCAAGUAGCCCUUCAAGCUAAAUCGUACCUUUCCAACGAUCCAGCGCUCGUUGUCUUGUACCAGCAGCUGCGCGAAAAGACUCUACAAACUCUCAAAGGUGCAUCCAGGAUUUCCGCCCGUGAGGAAUGGGAGUUUGUCCUACGCAACGCACGUUUAUACGACCGUAUGGGCUGUGAUCUUCUCGCCCUCAACCUAGUACGAGAGUGGGAGUUCCUUACUCCACCCUCCGCAAACGACACGGUAUCGAAUCGGCUAUCAGUCAGCUUUAUGGAAGACUCCCGGGAUCCACGCAAACUACUUAAACGCAGAGGGAGUCUGGUCGUUGCAGAUAUGCAUAUCGCACACGAUAAGAAAGAGGACGCUGGGAAGACAGAAGCUUCCAGAGCUGGUUCCCAGCAAGCAAAAAAUGCCACUCAGUUUCAAGAGCCAGAGUCAAGCUCGCUGCUCGAUAGCUUCGGAUUCUAA